Molecule: messenger RNA, 2431 nt
Organism: Linum trigynum
Lineage: Eukaryota; Viridiplantae; Streptophyta; Magnoliopsida; Malpighiales; Linaceae
Source: the annotation of a GenBank genome assembly
CGAACCGAUACAGAGAGUAGAGACGAGAGAAUUUCCCCGGAAAAAGAAACUUCUUAAUUUUCUGUUUGGCUCCUGAGUCUUGCGAUUCAUUCUCUUCCCUUCCCCCUCUCUUCUUCUCCCCUUUUUAUUUUUCUCUCACUUUCUCUUGAGUAACUCUCUCGCGCGGCUGCUCGCCAUUCCAAUCCCGUGAUCAAAUUCAAAGUUUUGAUCCUUUAAUUACUUCGGUUCACAUUUCUGGGUUCGGCUCCCAGCAACGGAGGAGCUGCUCUCUCGUCUCGGUUCGUGAUUUCCGCUGAAAAAAUGGAAUCUCUGUGGUUUGGUGGGGCAAUUUGGGCAAUGCCAUUGCUUUGUUAGGGAUUUCGCUCUCGAGAGAAUUGAACUGGUUCGAAUCGAGAGCCCCUUUUUUACCCCCAAAAGAAAGAAAAAAACUCAAUUUUUUUCUUUCGAUGAAGCGGCGAUGAGGAGAAGAAGAGAGGAAUGGAGAUUAGAUCUGAGAGCGUCGGGUUGAGGUCGGAGAAGCUUGGUGGGUCGAGUCCAGUGAUCCCUAGGAAAAGGUUGCAGGUGUGGUUCAUAAGAGUUUGCUCCAGUAUUCUCGUAUGGACUUGCUUGGUUCAGUUAGUGGCAGUUGGGGAGCUCUGGCACCCACGUUUCAUCACUAAUUUAACUACUAGAUUCUCUCAGAUCGCCGGGCCUCUUCACGUUCAAGUCGCCGUUCAGCCACCGCCUCCUCUUCCUCCACCCAGAAAUUAUACCAGUAAUGGUUUCCUUAAGGUGUCCUGCAAUGGGGGUUUGAAUCAAAUGCGCUCAGCGAUUUGUGACAUGGUGGCUGUUGCUCGGCUAUUGAACCUUACUUUGGUUGUUCCAGAGCUUGAUAAAACGUCUUUUUGGGCUGACCCCAGUGAUUUUGAAGACAUCUUUGAUGUGAGACAUUUCAUUGACUCGCUGAGAGACGAAGUUCGAAUUGUUAGAAGACUGCCAAAGAGGAUUAGUAAGAAGUAUCGACAUGGAGUAUUGGAGAUGCCACCUGUUAGCUGGUCAAAUGAAAAUUACUACUUACAGCAGAUUUUGCCACUUUUCAACAAGUCAAAGGUGUUGCACUUUAAUCGUACAGAUGCACGCUUGGCUAAUAACAUGAUUCCACUUGAACUUCAGAAGCUCCGGUGCCGUGUUAAUUUUCAGGCACUAAAAUUCACUCCUCAAAUUGAGAGUUUGGGGCACAAAUUGGUACACAUUCUUCAUCAAAGGGGACCUUUUAUGGCUUUGCAUCUAAGAUAUGAGAUGGACAUGUUGGCCUUCUCUGGUUGUACCCAUGGUUGUACACAGGAAGAAGCCAAAGAGCUCAAACGGUUAAGGUAUGCAUAUCCUUGGUGGAGAGAAAAGGAGAUAAACUCUGUGGAGAGAAGAUCCCAAGGUUUAUGCCCUCUAACGCCAGAAGAAGCAGCAUUAGUUUUACAAGCAUUAGGGGUUGACAAGCAAACUCAGAUAUAUGUAGCAGCGGGUGAAAUAUAUGGCAGUGAGCGAAGGCUUGCAGCAUUAAGAGCUGCUUUCCCUCGUAUUGUGAGGAAGGAAACACUAUUAGAUCCAUUGGAGCUGCAGCAGUUCCAGAACCAUUCAUCUCAAAUGGCUGCCCUGGAUUUUAUGGUCUCAGUAGCUAGCAAUACUUUUGUUCCCACAUACGAUGGAAACAUGGCUAAAGUGGUUGAAGGUCAUCGCAGGUAUCUUGGAUUCAAAAAGACUAUCCUGCUUGAUCGAAGAAAACUCGUAGAGCUGCUGAAUUUGCAUCAGAAUGGUACACUCCCAUGGAAUGAAUUCACAGUCGCUGUCAGGGAGGCACAUGAGAAAAGGAUGGGGCAGCCAAUUCGCCGCAGGGUUAUCCCAGACAAGCCAAAGGAGGAGGAUUACUUCUACUCAAACCCUCAAGAGUGUCUUUGUGAGGCAAACAAUUGCGAUGACCUACUUGGCACGGGUAACUCCUACUCCAGUUCUGUCCCCUGAUGAUGAUGGCAUGGCAAAGUGUUGUAGCUCAUGACACAUCCAGGAGGGAAGCUCGCAAAGGAGGCGAGGUGUCCCCCUCUCAAUGUUAUGCACAGGCAUUUGGUGGCUUUAAUGGCUGCAAUGAGACUCAGAAGUUUAUACACACAAGUUCAGGCUCUUUGUAAGACACAGCAAGGAAAAGGUGAUGCCCCAUUUAUUACCUUUUUUUUUUUUUUUUUUUUUUACCUUUGUCGAUAGUUUUUUAUUCUUUUUGUUUUCCCCCACAUUUCCUUAUUGCGAAGAUCACUGAGUGUUAGAUAAUAUCACGGUUCCAUAGUUGCAAGUGUAGCAUUCUCAUUUUCCUGCUCAAGAACAUUUGGUUGUAAGCCUCUUGUAGUCACACUGCCCACAUCAAAGAAAAAAGAAUUUCCUCUAGCAAUACAUACAUCGACUUUGG